This is a messenger RNA of Adineta steineri, 1062 nucleotides long. Lineage: Eukaryota; Metazoa; Rotifera; Eurotatoria; Adinetida; Adinetidae. The record is from the annotation of a GenBank genome assembly.
AUGUCGAUUGAUAGUAAUCUUCUUGAACGAUAUCAUGCAGCUCGCGCAAUGUCUAAUACAGUCAAUGAUCAACUAGAAACAUUAUAUCAUAAACGACAACGGAUACUUCUUGAAAAUUCACGUACAAAUGCUUAUAAAUAUACACUUAUUCAAUCGAAACGACGAGAAUGGUCUAUAUAUAAACGUAAUACAACUCAUCAUCAGCAUCAACAUCCCGUUCGUCUUUCAACAAAUAUUCGUCAGAUAUUUCAAGUUACUGAACAAAAUCAACAACAAUCUUCCGAUAAUUCUUAUUCAAUUGUAAACAAUAUAUUACCUCCUCGUAUCUAUCCAGCAAUAUUUAAUAUUCAACAAAUGCUAUCAAAACAAUCUGUAAAUAUAAAUAUUCUUCAUGAAAUUUAUUUUCUUGGUCAAUUUGAUAAAAAAUUUCUUGUCACAAAACGUUUUAUUCAUUCAUCAAAUAUUAAUAAAAUUCAAAUAAUUCUUUUCGAUCAACAUGCUAUAUCCGAACGUAUUCUUCUCGAACAACUUCAGAAAGAAAAUAUUCAUUCAAUUUCAUUUCGAUUAUCUCAACCAAUUACUAUUCCUCGUAAUCCACGUUUUCUUUAUACACCCGAACAAAUAUCUCUACUUGAACGUACAGGUUUUAAGUUUUCUUCGAUAUCAAUUCAUAAUCUUCUUGUUCGAUCUGUACCUAAUUGGAUUUUAACACUUAAACAACGUGAAUCAUCCACAUCUUUACUUGAUAAUAUUAUUUCUAGUACAAUUAAUAAUAUUCUUCUUCUUACAAUAAAUAAUCAAUCGAAAUUAAUUAUGUAUGAAACACUUAAAUCAUUAGCUUGUCAUAAUGCAAUUAAAUUUAAUGACAUUUUAUCAAAGAAUGAAUGUAAUCAUCUUUUGAAUGAAUUAAAAUCUUGUUCAAUGCCUUUCAUUUGUGCACAUGGACGAACGUCAGCUUCAAUUUUAUGUGAAUAUAAUAACACAAUAACCGACGAUUAUCAUGUUGAUAUGGCUGAAUUAAAACAACUUGCUUCAAUUCAUAAAUGGCUUAAAAAAUCUUAA